AUGGAAUCAUCAGCCAUAACCAAGACGAGCCUACUGAACGGCGACGAUCCUAAGACCAAGACAGAGUCAACAGAGUUCGAGAAGAAUCAGAAACGCUACCAAGACCUAAUCGCCACGUUUCCUCACGAGAAAGGCUGGCGACCUAAAGCUCCCCUUAUUGAGUACGGUGGCCACUGGUCUGUACAGCUUCUCCUUGAAGGUUCCCUAUACGCGCAAGAGUUCUUCCAAGCACGACCCACUGACUUCUUCAUCUGCACCCUCCCAAAGACAGGUACCACUUGGCUCAAAGCUCUCACUUUCACCAUCGCCAAUCGAUCUCGCUUUAACCAUUCCACAAACCUUCUCUUAAAACAUAACCCUCAUGAGCUUGUUCCUUUCAUUGAGAUAGAUUUUGCUUUCUUCCCUAAUACUGAUGUUCUAAAAAACAAAGGGAACACUCUCUUUUCGACUCAUCUCGCGCAUGGAUUAUUACCUGAGUCGAUUUCGAAAUCUGGUUGUAAGAUGGUUUACAUUUGGAGAGACCCAAAGGACACUUUCAUUUCCAUGUGGACUUUCUAUCAAAAGCAGAAGACAGACUAUGGUCCUCUCAAUAGUCUUGAGGAGUCUUUUGAUAUGUUUUGUCGUGGUCGUUCUGGCUAUGGUCCCUUUCUAGAUCAUGUCUUGUCGUAUUGGAAAGCUUACCAAGAAAAUCCUGAAAAUAUAUUAUUCCUCAAGUAUGAGACGAUGAGAGUUGAUCCUUUGCCGUAUGUGAAAAGAUUGGCUGAGUUUAUGGGUUAUGGAUUCACAACUGAGGAAGAGAAGAAAGGGGUUAUUGAGAAAGUUGUGAACCUUUGCAGUUUCGAGACGUUGAAGAAUCUUGAACCAAACAAAGGGGAGAAAACUAGAGAAGACAGUCCUUCUUUUUAUGCGAAUAGUGCGUAUUUCAGGAAGGGAAAGGUCGGAGAUUGGCAGAACUACCUGACUCAAGAGAUGGCAGCUAGAAUCGAUGGAUUGAUGGAAGAGAAAUUCAAGGGUACCAGUUUGCUUGAACAUGAUGGUAAGUAA
Messenger RNA from Microthlaspi erraticum, 1044 nucleotides. Lineage: Eukaryota; Viridiplantae; Streptophyta; Magnoliopsida; Brassicales; Brassicaceae. The record is from the annotation of a GenBank genome assembly.